GAAGUGUUGUGGGACUUAAAGGCAACGCUGGUCAAAGCGUAUACAGUGCAACCAAAGCAGGAUUAGUUGGAUUUUCACGCUCUCUUGCUAAAGAAGUAGCAAAAAAGCAAAUUCGAGUCAACGUGGUUGCUCCAGGCUUUAUUCACACAGAGAUGACUGCUCAUUUGGAAGAAGAUCAGUUGAAAAAAGGAAUUCUCCUUGGAAGAUUUGGGGAGCCUCACGAAGUUGCACAAGCUGUUGUCUUUCUCCUAGAGUCCCCGUAUGUUACAGGAAGUACUUUAGUUGUAGAUGGAGGCUUGCAGCUUAUGACUUAA
Leptosomus discolor (cuckoo roller) is the source of this 314-nucleotide messenger RNA. The record is from RefSeq and is a predicted model, not a curated record. NCBI's taxonomy places the organism in Eukaryota, Metazoa, Chordata, Aves, Leptosomiformes, Leptosomidae.